AUGCAGCUCUUUCCUUUUCUAUCGUUGACAUUGUUUUUGACGUAUUCCGAGGCUGUUUUUGGCUCUUCCUCAAACUCUUAUGUCAAACUUCCGAUUCAGAAGUUAGCUAAUAUUCCAAACAUAAACUUAGAGGAUGUAUCUGGUAUUUCUAAAAGAAGCGAUGCUUUCAAUUCUACCUUGAUAAAUAUGUUUGCAAGUGCGGACAGGUAUGUUGUCGAGAUGGAAAUCGGGACCCCUCCCCAAACUGCCUAUCUUGUGUUAGACACUGGCUCUUCGGAUAUGUGUGUUAAUGAGGCCAAUAACACUUACUGUGAAUCAUUGGCCGAUGGGAAUGACGUUUGGACUAGUAAUUACGAGCUCACAGCAACUGCUUCUGAGAUUUCCUCCACAGCUACUUCACAUAAGACGUAUAAUACACCCUGCUCGUACUGGGGUACCUUCAAUCCCAACACCUCUUCCACGUUUAAGUUUAACGAGACGGUUUUUAAUGCAACAUACGGUGAUAAUUCGUAUUUUGCAGGAACUUACGGGACAGAUGUUGUCUCUUUGGGUAACAUCACUCUAAGUAAUUUCACUUUUGGGGUAUCCGAUGAUACGGUAAAUUCUAUGGGCGUUUUAGGCAUAUCGCUUCCCUUUGUAGAAGAAACGAAUAUAUUCCAAUUGACUUCAAAUACAACGCCCUUUGUAUACGAUAACUUUCCAAUGGCAUUAAAAAACCAAGGAAAGAUCAAAAAAAUAGCAUAUUCUUUGUUUUUGAAUGAACUUAAUGCUCGCUUUGGAAGCAUCUUGUUUGGCGCCGUCGACAAAAGUAAAUACUCAGGACAGCUUUAUACUCUUCCUAUGCUGCAGGCUUUCAAUACCUUCGACUCUGAGUUUUCGGGGAUGUUUGUUACAGCACAGAGCGUCGCCAUAUUAGAUAGCAAAUCUGGCAACAAAACUGUUUCAGAGGUUCAGUUCCCAGUGGUGUUUGAUUCUGGUACAAGCUAUUCUUCUUUACCCACUGAAAUUGCCGAUGCGAUAGGCAGAAGUUUUGACGGAAAGUACAGCUCCGAUAACCGAGGCUACAUCUUUGAUUGUUCGAAAGUGAACAAUACUCUAUUGUCCAUUGAUUUUGGAGGAUUCAAUAUUUCUGCAAACAUAUCCAAUUUUGUGACACCACUACAUGAACACUGUCUUUUGAAUAUUAUGGCCAGUGACUCAAUGUUUUCGUUGGGGGAUGCUUUCCUCAUGGACACUUACGUUGUCUACGAUUUAGAAAAUCACGAAGUUUCUCUUGCUCAGGCCAGCUUUAAUAAUGAAGAGGAAGAUAUUAAGAUUAUCUCUGAUAGUGUCCCAGGUGCCACACCUGCUCCCGGAUACUCCAGUACGUGGGUGUAUACGCCCGGUAGCCCCAUCGGAACAGGAGACUUUGUCAAUGUAAGUUGGACCUCCUAUUCAGAGUUUUCACAAUACAAAUCAAUUUAUGCCACUGAAUCUCUAAGCGAUGGUGUCAGUUCAUCUUCGAGUAGUAGUAGUUCUAGCGAAACGGCCACGAAAAAGAAGAAUUCUGGUUACAGAUGCCGUCGUUCACCUUUCUCCUUUUCAUUGUUAUCUGUCUUAUCUUAUUUUCUUUUGUAA
Molecule: messenger RNA, 1617 nt
Organism: Saccharomyces eubayanus
Lineage: Eukaryota; Fungi; Ascomycota; Saccharomycetes; Saccharomycetales; Saccharomycetaceae
Product: pepsin-like aspartic protease
Exons: 1
Coding region: 1-1617 (538 amino acids)
Biological process (GO): proteolysis
Molecular function (GO): aspartic-type endopeptidase activity
Source: RefSeq, a predicted model, not a curated record